AUGUCUAUCAACAACAUAGACUCAACUUCUCAACAGCAGUUAGGUAGUGGCAUCACGCCGAGAACCAACGGCUACCACAAGUCUUAUGAGCUUCUUGGUUCGACCAACGGAAUAGCAAACGGAACGCAAAAUGCAACUCGACCAAUUGCCAUCUGUGGAAUGGCAAUGCGUCUUCCCGGUGGCGUGCGAGACGCUGAUACCUUCUGGGACGUUCUCGUGAACAAGAAAGAUACUAGAGGCCCUAUCCCAUCCAAUCGGUAUAAUUCAUCCGCAUUUACUGAUAAAUAUGGCAAGAAAGGUGCCAUAAAGACUCAGUAUGGCUAUUUUCUCGAUGAGGACCUCAGCAAGCUGGACACAUCGUUUUUUACUAUGAGUAAGAAUGAAUUGGAGAGAACUGACCCACAACAGCGCCAGCUCCUUGAAGUGAUCCGGGAGGCAUUCGAAAACGCUGGUGAAGCUGACUAUAGAGGCCAGUUGAUUGGCUGUUAUGUCGGUACCUUUGGAGAGGACUGGCUUCAAAUCAGCGCCAAAGAAACCCAACACUCGGGCGGAUAUAUUAUGACUGGUCAUGGCGAUCUCAUGCUUGCUAACAGAUUAUCGUUUGAAUACGACCUCAAAGGUCCCAGUAUGGUAGUUAAGACUGGGUGCUCUGCCUCACUUAUAGCACUCCACGAAGCAUGUCGAGCAUUGCAACAUGGCGACUGUACAGGUGCAAUUGUUGCUGGUGCCAACAUGAUUAUGGGCCCAACAACAACGGCUGCGAUGACGGAGGAGGGCAUUCUAUCCCCCGAGGGCUCCUGCAAAACCUUCGAUGCCGCUGCUGACGGAUUUGCAAGAGCUGAGGCUAUCAACGUUGUUUAUGUCAAACUUCUCGACGACGCCAUCAGUGAUGGAAAUCCAAUCAGAGCUAUCAUCCGAAAUACCGGAACUAACAGCGACGGUAAGAGUCAGGGUCUGAUGACGCCUAACGGAGCCGCCCACGAGAGCUUGAUGCGUAAAGUUUACGCAGAUGCUGGACUUCUACCACAUGAGACAGCAUUCGUCGAGUGUCAUGGGACAGGAACACCGACCGGUGACCCCUUAGAGACAACUGCUAUAGGGAAUAUCUUUGGUUCUCAAGGUGUAUAUAUCGGUUCUGUGAAACCCAAUGUAGGCCACUCGGAGGGUGCAUCAGGACUUACUAGUCUCAUUAAAGGGGUCUUGGCGCUGGAGCACGAUAUAAUCCCACCUAAUAUCAAAUUCAACAAGCCAAAUCCCAAGAUCCCAUUCUCCAGUAGGAAGCUUCGGGUCCCGAUUGAGCCAACAAGUUGGCCCCAAGACCGAGCGAAACGAAUCAGCAUCAACUCUUUUGGAAUAGGGGGUUCAAAUGCUCACAUUGUGUUAGAAGCGAACCCGCAUCCCGUAUCAAACGGCCUGACACAUAUUAGCCCAAAGCGUGCCCAGCUGGCCAUCUUCUCUGCAAACACGCAAGAAUCCCUAAAGACAUAUAUCGACAACUUGCAAGAAUACGUCGAUAAGCAUCCCGGAAACGCUCAGGAUAUUGCCUACACACUCGGCCGACGUAGGGAGAUCUUGCCCCACCGGGCCUUUAUGGUUAUCGACAGCGAUGGCGCCGUAGUCGAAAAAUCAGCCCCCGCAAAGGCGCCAGUCGGCGAUCCCGACAUCGUGAUGGUAUUCAGCGGACAAGGAGCACAAUGGCCGGAAAUGGGGAAGGAACUCUUCCUCACGGAUGAAGGAUUCAGAGCUGAUAUCUUGGAAAUGGACCGUCUCCUUGAAUCACUUGUUUAUCCUCCGUCGUGGUCAAUUGAAGCCGAGUUGUUCGCGCCUCCGGAAAAGAGUAAAAUCCAUAGCGCUGAACUAGCCCAACCCCUUUGUACUGCAGUCCAGAUUGCCCUUGUCCGAAGCCUCCAUAGAGUCGGCAUCCAACCCGCAGCCGUAGUAGGCCACUCUAGUGGGGAGAUCGCGGCUGCCUAUGCGGCUGGAGCUAUCUCGCUUGCGGAGGCCUUGAUAUCGGCAUAUUAUCGAGGUUACGUGACAAGAGACCAGACCUUAAUCGGUGGGAUGGGAGCGGUGGGUUUGGGUGUCGCUGAUGUCUCUAAAUAUGUUAAGGAGGGUGUAGUGAUCGCUUGUGAUAACAGUCCCAGUAGCGUUACGCUUUCUGGCGACGUAGGAGCGCUAGAAGAUGUUCUUAAUGCGAUUAAGGUAGACAAACCCGACGUACUUGCGAGGAAGCUUAAGGUGGACAUGGCCUACCACUCAAGCCACAUGAAGGGGCUAAGUUUUAAGUACCGAGAGCUCAUGGAGCAAGAACUUAAGUCCCAAGGUCUUACACGCCAGCAGGCUAGUGUACCAUUCUUUUCAUCCGUAAAAGAAAGGGUAAUCGAGCAUGGUGAUGACCUUGGGCCGGACUACUGGAUCGCUAACUUGACUUCACGAGUGCGUUUUAACUCUGCAGUACGGCGCAUACUAGAGCAACGUCUAGGACGACUCUUCGUUGAGAUCGGUCCUCACUCAACACUAUCGGGACCGCUGCGACAGAUCGUAUCAAAUUCUGGAACCCAAUUUCAAUACAUUCCCACAAUGAUCAGGGGUUCCAACAGUGCCCACAGCCUAGCUUCGGCGCUUGGCCAACUAUUCCAGAGCGGCGUUUCAAUCGACAGGUCUGCUAUUUUCCCGUCGGGAAAGGUGCUAACAGACCUCCCCCGUUAUGCCUGGGACCACAGCGGCGGCUCUUUCUGGUACGAAGCCCGCGUUUCUAAGGAAUGGCGUUUCCGCCAAUUUGGGCACCAUCGUCUUCUCGGUUUACGCAUCCCUGAAAGUUCGAGUUAUGAACCUUCUUGGCGAAAUAUUUUGAGCUUAGAAGAUGAACCUUGGCUGGCAGAUCAUAAAAUCCGCUCAGAUGUUGUCUUCCCAUUUGCAGGGUAUCUUGCCAUGGCGGGAGAAGCAAUAAGACAGAUUACGGGUAUUGACGCAGGAUACCAAGUGAAGCGCGCAACAGCCCGGUCAGCUAUGGUACUCUCAGACCAUCCGGUAGAGGUGUUGACGACAUUAAGACCUGCCAAAUUGACUGACAAGGCUGAUUCAGCCUGGUUCGAGUUUUCUAUAACAUCGUAUAGUGGCUCGGCUUGGAUUAAGCACUGCGAAGGACAAAUCAAAGCAAGCACGGAUCCAUCGCCCUCGCCCCCUCUUAUACCAGGUAAUGAAGAGCUUAUCAAGAAGAUCCCCGAAUCAAAAUGGUAUGAUACGAUGGACAAUAUUGGCGUUGUGUAUGGGCCAGAGUUUCAGGGGCUCCGAAAUAUCGUUUCGUCUACCACCAAGAACCUGGCUACUGCCAAGGUCAGCCUUCCGCGUCACCACGAAGACCCGGCUUUCAUAUUCCAUCCAGCAGGGAUUGAUAACUGUCUGCAGCUUGCUCUAGUUGCGCUGGCAAAGGGCAUUGGGCGAAAUUUCGGCGAUUUAAGAGUGCCUACUACGAUUGAGGACCUUUAUAUCUCUAGAAGCGCCGCCACGAUGGAUGCCGUGGCGACUAGCAACGGUCAUAAGUCCAUCGCUAUUGAUUGCAUUGCUGACGGCAAAGUUGCUCUAAGACUACGUGGGCUCGAAUUAACGACGAUGGAUAAUGAUACCACUCAACAGAUUGAGCCGCAUGCAGCGGCUCGGUUAGAGUGGCUUCCGGACUUCGAUAUGGUCAACCACGCGACGUUAUUCAGUCCGCCCCGGUCGAUACCGGAAGAGACUAGGAUGCAGGAAGAAAUGACACUUUUAUGCAUGCUGGAAACCGCUGAUAGAGUCCGUGGUCUUGAGCCGUGUUCUUGGCACUUCGAAAAGUUCCGCGACUGGCUCGAGCUCGAGAUAGACCGCGCGAGGAAGGGGACAUACCCCUUAUUAAAGUAUUGCAGGGAAUAUGUAGCACUAGCCUCUGCAGAAAGAAAGCUAAUGGUCGAAGAAAGAUACCAAAAACUAUUGCCUCUUUCAGAAAAGGGCUCCGUGGCCAUCGGUAUCAAGCGGAUAUACGAUAACUGCGAGGACAUCUUCACGGGUAAAACAGACACUUUAGAGACUUUAAUGCAGGACGAUGUCCUUACAGAGAUCUAUAAUGCCGUUAGUUUUGGAAAAGGAGACUUCUUCAAGCUACUAUCCCACUCGCGGCCAAACAUGCGCAUCCUCGAGGUCGGCGCGGGUACCGGAGGCACCACCGAAAUGAUCCUCCGGACCCUCGUGCGAGAGGACGGCCAUCCGCCCUACUCUAUCUAUACUUUCAGCGAUGUCUCUGCGGGCUUCUUCCCGCAAGCCAAGGAGCGAUUUUCAUAUGCGCCCAACAUGGACUACAAGGUCUUUGAUAUCUCGAAGUCUCCAUUCGAUCAGGGCUUCACGGCCGGAACCUACGAUGUCGUGCUCGCACCCAAUGUAGUACACGCUACACCGUCGCUGCGUGAAACGCUUCUAAACUUACAGCCGCUUCUGCGACCAGGAGGACUGCUCGUUCUGACUGAGCUGUGCGCUGUUGUGCGGACUCCAAAUUACAUAUUUGGUAAUUUCUCUGGUUGGUGGCUCGGCGAGGAAGAUGGCCGGCCUUAUGAGCCUUAUGUCUCUGUCGAACGAUGGGACGAUGAGCUCAAGGCAACCGGUUUCUCCGGGGUCGACACCGCACUUCGCGAUGCUGCUGAGCCUUACCACUAUUGUGCCGCUAUCGUAUCAACCAAAGUAGAAGAUAAUGCCUCUUCUGAAAAGGCGCCCUCGCCAGUAUCAAUCCUGUGUGACGAUCCUGAGGGAGACCUAGUGGGACUUCUUGUUGAAGAACUUGCAAGUUCUGGUGUUUCGGCAGAGGUGUUUCGAUUGGGACAAAGCCUACCGCACGACCAAGACAUUGUAUCCCUUCUUGAUUUAGAAGGCUACUUUUUCGAGAACAUUUCGCCAGCAAGACUAAAUAUGUUCCAACAGAUAUUACAAGACUACAAGUCAGGCUCUAUAAUAUGGCUAACCAGACCAGCCCAAGUAGACUGCAAAGACCCGCGAUCCGCUCAAUCCAUCGGUGUCGCACGAUCUAUUCGAGCUGAAUCUUCGGUGCCUUUUUAUACACUAGAGAUCAGUCCCACAGAACCCCAAUUCGCGACCUUGGUUCAGAAGGUACUCGGUAAGAUACGACGCAUCGAAGACACCGACUUGCUUGCACCCGAUAAGGAAUAUGUUGUCGAUGCUGGUGUUGUCAAGAUUGGCCGAUACCAGCCGUUUUCAGUUUGUAAAGAGCUACAACAGAACGAUAGUGGUGCUAUGGUUCAGGAGGUGAAGGCAUUAGAGACUGACAAGCCUGGAUCCCUGGAGAAUGUCAACUGGGUCGGCGAAGCUAUUUCGAGUAGCCUUGGAGAUGACGAGGUUAUGAUUGAGACACGGGCAGUGGGUGUCAAUUUCAAGGACGUUCUCUAUGCGAUGGGUAUUCUUAAGACCAGUACAGAAAAUGUCCCAUUAGGUCUCGAACUGGCCGGCAUCGUCCGCCAAGUUGGUGCAAAAGUAGAUGGUUUAGCUAUCGGAGAUCGUGUAAUGGCAACGCCGCCAGAUGUAUGCUUCAAGACGCACGUUAAAACGCCAGCUUCUCUUGUCGCGAAGAUACCAGACGAUCUCACUUUUGAGGAGGCAGCCUCUAUGCCUAUAUGUUAUACAACGGUGAUAGAGUCGCUCCUGAAUAUUGGGCGACUAGAAAAGGGACAGGCUACGGCUGGAGGUGUCGGGCACGCAGCAAUCCAAAUCUGUCAAAUGGUUGGCGCAGAGAAAUUUGCAACUGUCGGAAGCAAGGAAAAAGUAGAACACCUUGUAAAGAAAUUUGGCAUUCCAACUAGCCACAUAUUCCAUUCACGAGACGAUUCAUUCGUUGCCGAUUUGAUGCGCGAAACUAAUGGUCGCGGAGCUGAUAUUGUGCUUAACUCCCUUUCUGGAGAGUUAUUGCAUGCUUCCUGGGACUGUGUUGCCGAGUUCGGUACCCUGAUCGAGCUCGGGAAGAGAGACGUCAUCGAGGGUGGUAAGCUUCGGAUGAGGAACUUUAUAGAACAUCGGUCAUACUCCUGUGUCGAUAUGACGCAUCUUGCACAGAAGAGGCCACAGAGAGCUGGGGCGGACUUGAAGAAAUGUGUUGAACUUUACCGAACUGGUGACAUAAAGCCAAUCGAUCCCCUUUCUGUAUUUUAUGCAGGCGACAUCCAAGAUGCAUUCCGCGCAGUGCAGGACGGAAACCAUAUUGGCAAGGUGGUUGUCCGUGUACCUGAAGAUUCCUCGACUCUCAUAAGCAUGCCUAAACGCUCCGAGCUGCGCUUGAAUAGUACUGCUUCAUAUCUGCUAACAGGUGGCUUGGGUGGCCUUGGGAAGGUUAUCGCUACCUGGCUCGUCGAAAAGGGGGCUAGAUCGCUAGUAUUUCUAUCUAGAAGUGCUGGAAAGACACAGCAGGAUCAGGAGUUUUUCCAAGAAUUGCGAAGCAUGGGUUGCGAUGUGUGCGCUGUACCGGGUCGGGCUGAAUCAGUCGAGGACGUUGGAAGCGCGGUUUCGCAGGCUCCAUAUCCCAUCAAAGGAGUUAUCCACUUGGCGAUGGUUCUCCGGGAUUCACCUAUUGCAAGCAUGAAACAUGAAGAUUGGGUUGCUGCAAACGCCCCCAAAGUGACUGGUGCUUGGAAUCUCCAUGAGCACCUAAAGGGACAUGCCCUUGAUUUCUUCGUUAUGGCUAGUUCCAUGGUAACUAUUGUCGAACAACCAGGACAAGGGAACUACAGUGCUUCAAACACGUUCCUUGAAGCUUUCACUCAAUACCGACGUUCCCUAUCUCUCCCCGCGACUGUGCUUAAUAUCAGUCCAAUAGACGGCGUGGGCUUCGUCGCUGACAACCCUUUCGCAAGGAAGAACAUGAAAUCACAAGGACUGUAUUUCUUGCGUGAGGCGGAGCUUCUGGACUUUGUCGAACUGGCUAUCAUCCAAUCACACCCUUUCGAAAUACUCAGCUCCACAGGCAACUCCACGCUGACUCCUUGGACGAGUACCGGCCAAUUAGUUAUGGGUUUACGAUCCGAGGGUGACCUAAAUGACCCAAAUACGCGAACUAAUUGGCGUCGGGACCGACGAAUGGGCUUCUACCACAACGAUAAUGAGAAGGAAACCAAUACAAGGGGUAGUUCCAGCGAGCUAAUCGCGUUCCUAGCACGAGUAGCCGAUGAUGUCGAAGUAUUGGACGACCCGCAAAGCGUUUCAUACCUAAGCCACGAAAUUGGCAAGAAGGUAUUCAGCUUAAUGCUCAAACCUGGGGACGAUCUAGAUAUAUCCCUAACAUUGUCGCAAAUUGGAUUGGAUUCGCUCAUGGCAAUUGAGCUGCGCCGCUGGUGGAAACAGGUGCUGGGCCUACAAAUUAGCAUCCUCGAAAUCAUGGCUACUGGAACGUUAGAAGCACUGGGAGGUGUCGCCGCUAAAAGCUUGAAAGAUAAGUUCGCUGAAAGUGAUACGCCCGAAGAAAAAGCUGGAUGGGUUAAUGGCGCCAAGUGA
This is a messenger RNA of Daldinia decipiens, 7515 nucleotides long. RefSeq lists its product as uncharacterized. The transcript is spliced from 14 exons. The coding region runs from base 1 to 7515 and encodes 2504 amino acids. The record is from RefSeq and is a predicted model, not a curated record. Gene Ontology annotation, molecular function: phosphopantetheine binding; fatty acid synthase activity; 3-oxoacyl-[acyl-carrier-protein] synthase activity. Lineage: Eukaryota; Fungi; Ascomycota; Sordariomycetes; Xylariales; Hypoxylaceae. Gene Ontology annotation, biological process: secondary metabolite biosynthetic process; fatty acid biosynthetic process.